AUGGAGGCCAUCCUGGAAUCGAAUUUUACCUGUGUCAUCUGCACCGCUGUGACUUUGGGUGUCAAGCAGGCGUCCUGCUGUAGCGCAACGCUGUGUACUGCCUGUGUGACCAAGACCAAAGGCAACCCGUGUUGCCAGUGCCGCAACACCACCUACAUCAUGUCUAAGAAUCGGGGUAUGUAUGAGAUGCUUGAAACUUGCCGCCGGACAUGCACGGAUUGCAAGCUUGACCUUAACAUUAUUGCCCUCAAAGGCCACCUGUGCCAGGCCAAGAUCACCCAGCUGCCGACCAUCACGCUGGCCGCCGACUACGAGUCGCUGCUCCACGGUGCCACGUACAAGUGUACACUGGCCAAGCCCCAUGGAUCUCUUUUAGGUGAGCACGUGCUUAUCGGCAAGGCGUCUGCCACUAUCCGCUCUGUGUGUGAUGAUGACGUGGUAGUGGUGUAUCUGCCGGAUACGGAAAAGUACGUGAGACUGUCUCUGCAUGCAGCCCAUCAUCUUGUCGUCGAGCGCCAAGAUGCCGAGAAAAGGGCUAAGGACACCAUGCGACGUGUUGAAGCCACAGAGCUGGAUCGCAUGCUGGAUAGUGACGUGGAUAGUGACGUGGACAGCGAAGACUAUGACGACCCCAUGACGACAUCUGCAGUUAGACCAGCAAUUAUUGACGUUGACAGUGAUGAUGAUGCACCACCUGCACAGUGGACCAGUCUCUCGGUUGCUGACAUGACUGGCGAAGAGAGGUCCAUGAUGAUGAACUCUGUUCUCAGCGAAAACGUGCUUGUAGAGGUGCUACCCAGACGCAGCCUGGGCGCGGGUGUGGUGUGGAAAUUGGUUUUAAUACAGCAAAGAGGUUCAGAUCGCCGGUACUAUGUGGCUCCGUUCUACCGUGUGAGUACACGACGUAUACCGUCUUCGACUGUACGAGUGCCGUUUUCGCGAAACAUCAGGACACGUCGUCAGCUAGUACCUCGAGACUUUACGCGACAAUAA
Sphaeroforma arctica JP610 is the source of this 993-nucleotide messenger RNA. RefSeq lists its product as hypothetical. The record is from RefSeq and is a predicted model, not a curated record. The transcript has a single exon. Bases 1 to 993 code for a protein of 330 amino acids. Lineage: Eukaryota; Ichthyosporea; Ichthyophonida.